AUGCGGGCGGCCCGGCCGGCGGACGCCUCCCUGCUCUACAUCCCCGCCACGCUUCUGCUCUGCCUCAGUUCCGCCAGUCUGUGCUUGGUGGAGGCGGACAGCCCUUCUGCCCCAGUCAAUGUCACUGUGAAACAACUGACGGCCAACUCAGCUAUGGUGAGCUGGGAUGUGCUGGACGACGAGGUGGUCAUUGGGUUUGCAAUUUCUCAGCAGAAGAAGGAUGUGAGGAUGCUGCGAUUUAUCCAGGAGGUAAACACCUCUACCCGUUCCUGCGCCCUGUGGGACCUGGAGGAGGACACAGAGUACAUCGUUCACGUGCAGGCCAUCUCCAUUCAGGGCCAGAGCCCUGCCAGUGAGCCGGUCACCUUCAAGACGCCUCGAGAGGCCGAGAAGUUGGCCUCCAAAAACAAAGAUGAGGUGACCAUGAAGGAAAUGGGAAUGAAGAGCCAGCAGCUUCGGACGGGCGAGGUGUCAUUGCUCUCUUCUGUCGCCAGUAUGACAUCAUUAAGGACAAUGAGCCUAACAACAAGGAGAAAGCCAAGAGCGCCUCAGAGAACAGCACCCCAGAGCAUCAGGGUGGGGGCCUCCUUCGCAGCAAGAUAUGAAAACUUCUUACCUGCUCAGUGGGCUUUGAGCACCUGGAAAGAACAGAACUAGAGGAUCGUUGUUUUGACGAUGGUCAUUCAGCUCCUGGUCCUCACCAUCUCCUCCUCUCUCUAUGCUAUCAGCCUUCUCACCUCCCUACCCUCAGAGUUGGGUUUCCUCUUCUCUAUCCCUGCUCCUAGCUUUUAUCUUUCCAGUGUGCUUUCCCU
This is a messenger RNA of Trichosurus vulpecula (common brushtail), 812 nucleotides long. RefSeq names its product fibronectin type III domain containing 5 (gene FNDC5). NCBI's taxonomy places the organism in Eukaryota, Metazoa, Chordata, Mammalia, Diprotodontia, Phalangeridae. Gene Ontology annotation, molecular function: protein binding. Gene Ontology annotation, biological process: positive regulation of brown fat cell differentiation. The transcript is spliced from 6 exons. The coding region runs from base 1 to 657 and encodes 218 amino acids. The record is from RefSeq and is a predicted model, not a curated record.